GAUUACUCUAAUAAACCUCAGUCAUUACGCACGUUCAUUACGUAAAAAAUUUUCAGAGAAACAAAAUGCUGCUCUACAUUUUUCUUCUUCUGGGAGCAUGGAAAGGAACAUUGGGAAACGAUGACAUAUGCCAGGAACCUCGAUAUCGAGCUUGCCCUGUACCACAGCCGUGGAGAUUCCCGGAAACCAAGCCUGACCUUGAUAGAUUAUGCAUAGGAUACCUACAAACUACUGAUUGCAUGAUAGAUCAUUUAAACAAAUGUAACCCUGAAGAGGAUUCAUGGCGAAGGUAUUUCCUAAACAUGAAAAACGUUUCAGAAGAUGCAUGUGACAAGGAUUCACAACUUCAUUUGCGUAUUGUUCAAAACCUUGACUGUUUUAAUGAAGUAGUUGAAAAAGACUCCAGAACAUGCAGAGUAAUUGUUGAUGAGAGGAGAAAAAAGAUGUUUAAAUAUGUUAAACAAACAGAGGCAGAAAAAGGCAAUAACGAUGAACUUAGAUCAUCAUUUCAGUGUUUGGUGAUAUCCCUUAAGAAUAUAUGCUAUGCAUCCAAAUCUAAUGAGAGAUGCGGAUCUGAUGCAAGAGACAUUGUUCUUGAAGUAAAUAGAAGAGCAGGAUUUCCUUUACACUGUUCAGCUGAAAGUAUAACAGAGUUGUUGCUUCUUAUAGAAUUGGAACCUGAAGAAGAAGCUUUAUUAAAUCAAAUAAUAGACAGAGAAUAAAUGUUUUCCAUUUACCUACUUUCAUCCUAUAUUCUAUUUCAAUCUAUGUAUAUUGACACUUUUUUUGUAUCAAUAGAGACGAUC
Messenger RNA from Argiope bruennichi, 806 nucleotides. RefSeq lists its product as uncharacterized. Lineage: Eukaryota; Metazoa; Arthropoda; Arachnida; Araneae; Araneidae. The transcript has 5 exons. The coding region runs from base 66 to 722 and encodes 218 amino acids. The record is from RefSeq and is a predicted model, not a curated record.